GCCUGUGUCUUUAAGGUGCUCCACAGAUUUUGAUGAAUGAAAAAAGUUAUACCUUUAGAAAAAGAGUUGUUAGAAUAAAGCCUCGGCAGCGUCAGGGGGCAGUGACAGCACAGAAGAGACCAGAGAAUAGCCUCCUGGAGGAGACCCUGUGCUGCGACCAUGCUGUCCGGAUGGCACCUGUGAUUACAGAGGAAACACUUUUCACCUGGAAGAUAUCAUUAAACAAGAUAAGAGUUCAGCUGAGAGACUCUCAUCCCCAGACCAGCCCUAGUGUUGGUAGAGGAGCAACUGACACCAAAAAGAAGAAAAUAAAUAACGGCACAAACCCUGAGACAACCACUUCUGGUGGUUGCCACUCACCUGAGGAUGAAAAGAAGGCAAGCCACCAACAUCAGGAAGCCCUAAGGAGGGAGCUAGAGGCCCAGGUUCAUACCAUACGAAUCCUUACAUGUGAGAAAACUGAGCUUCAGACGGCACUCUAUUACAGCCAGCGUGCUGUCCAGCAGUUGCAAGGAGAGUGCAGGCAUCUGGUCGGCCGCCUGCAUGAUUCAUGGAAGUUUGCCGGAGAGUUAGAGCGGGCUCUCUCUGCUGUUGCUACACAGAAGAAGAAAGCGGACAGGUACAUCGAGGAGUUAACAAAGGAGAGGGAUGCCCUGAGUCUGGAACUGUACAGGAACACCAUAACCGAUGAUGAGCUGAAGGAGAAAAAUGCCGAACUACAAGAAAAACUUCGACUUGUAGAAUCUGAAAAGUCUGAGAUCCAGCUCAACGUAAAGGAGCUAGAAAGGAAGCUGGAGAGGGCCAAGCUCCUGCUGCCACAGCAGCUGCAGGAGGAGGCUGACCACCUGGGUAAGGAGCUGCAGAGUGUGUCCGCGAAGCUCCAAGCCCAGGUGGAAGAGAACCAGUUGUGGAACCGCCUGUACCAGCAACAGGAAGAGAAGAUGUGGAAGCAGGAGGAGAAGAUACGGGAGCAGGUGGAGAAGAUACGGGAGCAGGAGGAGAAGAUACGGGAGCAGGAGGAAAAGAUGCAGAGGCAGGAGGAGAAGAUGUGGGAGAAGGAGGAGAAGAUGCGGGAGAAGGAGGAGAAGAUGCAGAGGCAGGAGGAGAUGAUGCGGGAGAAGGAGGAGAAGAUGCGGGAUAAGGAGGAGAACAUGCGUGAGCAGGAGGAGAAGAUACGGGAGCAGGAGGAGAAGAUGCAGAGGCAGGAGGAGAAGAUGCGGAGGCAGGAGGAGAUGAUGCGGAGGCAGGAGGAGAAGAUACGGAGGCAGGAGGAGAUGAUGCGGGAGAAGGAGGAGAAGAUGCGGGAGCAGGAGGAGAAGAUGUGGGAGCAGGAGGAGAAGAUGCGGAGGCAGGAGGAGAAGAUGUGGAGGCAGGAGGAGAAGAUUCAUGAGCAGGAGCAGAAGAUGUGGAGGCAGGAGGAGAAAAUGCAUGAUCAGGAGGAGAAGAUGCGGAGGCAGGAGGAGAUGAUAUGGGAGCAGGAGGAGAAGAUGCGGAGGCAGGAGGAGAAGAUGUGGAGGCAGGAGGAGAAGAUUCACGAGCAGGAGCAGAAGAUGUGGAGGCAGGAGGAGAAAAUGCAUGAUCAGGAGGAGAAGAUGCGGAGGCAGGAGGAGAUGAUAUGGGAGAAGGAGGAAAAGAUACGGGAGCAGGAGGAGAAGAUGUGGAGGCAGGAGGAGAAGAUGCGGGAGAAGGAGGAGAAGAUGCAGAGGCAGGAGGAGAAGAUGCGGGAGCAGGAGUUGAGGCUGUGGCAGCAGGAGGAGAAGAUGCAGAAGCAGGAGGAGCACCUGGAAGCUGCCAUCCAGCAGAACAAGCAGCUACACGCCCAGCUGAGCCUCAUGGCUCUCCCUGGGGAAGGAGAUGCACUGGACAGGGAGAAGGUGGAGGAGGAGGAGGCACCUCAGCCCAUGCCAAGCAUCCCAGAGAAACUGGAGAGCCAGGAGGCCAUGGUGGAGCUGGUGUUUCCGCUUGUGAGCGACCGUAACCAGGGACGUGGCGGAUUGCGGGCAGCUGCCCAGAACCCUGCCGAAGAGUCUGCACCAGGGACCCCGGUCCCUCAGGAGCUCGGGGCUGCCAACAAGCAGGGUGAUCUCUACAGCAAGCCCUGCCUGCCAUUCUUCUACCGAGCACAUGACAAGAAGGCAAAAAUAAUAAACAUCUAA
This is a messenger RNA of Cercocebus atys (sooty mangabey), 2156 nucleotides long. Its product is annotated as golgin subfamily A member 6-like protein 1. The transcript has 14 exons. Gene Ontology annotation, cellular component: nucleus; Mpp10 complex; sno(s)RNA-containing ribonucleoprotein complex. Lineage: Eukaryota; Metazoa; Chordata; Mammalia; Primates; Cercopithecidae. Gene Ontology annotation, biological process: rRNA processing. Bases 33 to 2156 code for a protein of 707 amino acids. The record is from RefSeq and is a predicted model, not a curated record.